Thalassophryne amazonica is the source of this 2132-nucleotide messenger RNA. Its product is annotated as transmembrane protein 151B. The transcript has 2 exons. Bases 265 to 2019 code for a protein of 584 amino acids. The record is from RefSeq and is a predicted model, not a curated record. NCBI's taxonomy places the organism in Eukaryota, Metazoa, Chordata, Actinopteri, Batrachoidiformes, Batrachoididae.
GCGUGAAGCGCGCGCUGCGGCGGUCGGUCGGCGUGUUUGAUGUUGCGUUGUGACAUCAUGGUGAACCUCUGCUGUCUUUGCUGCGGUGACAUCCCGGAGCCCCGCCCCCCGCCGGGUCCGACCCGCCCCUUGCUCGUGCAGCAGCAGCAGCCCGCCACCUCUGGACAACCGGGGCGCCGAGGAGGAGGAGCAAACGGAGGGAGAGCCACCAACACCGAGCCAGGGAGGACCGAGGAGCGGUAACUGCCAUGCACAAAGUGCGGCAUGUCCUCCUCAGACUCUGCGGAAGACACUUCGGCUCCUCAAGAUGCUGAGGGAGAGGAGCAAGAGGAGGAGGAGGAGGAGGAGGAAGGUUCGCCAGCUGACACUGACGUCCUGGAGGAGGAGCGUCCGGUGAAGCAGUCCCUCUGCGCCUGCGUCUGCCGCGAGUCCCAUUGGCGCUGCCUACUUCUCUCCCUGCUCAUGUACAGCUGCCUGGGUGCUGUAGCCUGGUGCCAACUCACACAAGUCACCAAGAUCAGCUUUAACUCGGCUCUCGCCUCCUCCUUCACGGCCUCCAUAACCUCCUCCUUCCGGGGGGGCCCUGGGAUGGGAAUUGGGGGUCACUCGAUGAUCUAUCACGACAGUCCCUGCUCUGACGGCUACCUCUACAUCCCUCUGGCCUUCCUGCUGAUGCUCUAUGUGCUGUACAUGGUGGAGUGCUGGCAGUGCAGAACCCGGAGCGAGCUGCAGUGCAAAGCGGCCGUGGACAGCGUGUACGAGCGCGUGCUGCUGAUGCGGCAGGCCAGACCUUGUAUAUGGUGGAAGGCUAUCAGCUACCAUUUUGUUCGACGAACGAGGCAAGUCACCCGCUAUCGGAACGGGGACGCCUACACCACCACUCAGGUGUACCACGAGAGGGUCAACACGCACGUGGCUGAGGGCGAGUUUGACUACAGCCACUGCGGGAUGAAGGACGUAUCACGAGACCUCAAAGGCUUGGAGAGACAUCCGGUGACUCGCUUGCGUUUUACCAAAUGUUUCAGCUUCACAGAGGCAGGCCCGGAAAACGACUACCUCAACCAGCGAGCCAGAUUCUUUUCUGAAAUCGAGGGUUUGGACGAUUACAUGGAGGCCAGGGAGGGGAUGCUGCUGAAGAAUGUGGACUUCAGAGAAAACCUGAUAGCCUACAUAGACCCAGAUACGACACCUUGGUAUAUGUCCCAGGUAGCCUUCUGGUUGGCGGCUCUGCUCAUGCUGUCGUGGCCUCUAAGGGUGCUGACGGAGUACCACACUGCAUAUGUGCACUACCGCAUCGAGAAACUGUUUGGCCUGGAGUACAGCCACAGACACGCUUCUCCACAAGAGGAAGAGAUGCCCGCGAGGAAUAACAAUGGUUGUAUAAUUCCAAGGGUAGACACUUUGGAUAGCACGGAGAUGGAGUGGCAUAUACGCUGUAACCGCCAAAUAAUCCCCAGUUACUCGGAGGCGAUGCUUAUAAACCUGAGCACUGCAGACUCAAACUCUUUACAAGGUACAGAAUGCACCAUGUCUUCAAGCUGCUUCCUUUUAGAAAGCAGCCAAACUGCUCAGAGUUACGGAACCCUGGACACCCAGGACAGCUGCGAGCGAAGCGUCGAGUGGCAGAAUGGACAAUUAGGUGGCACAGGGAGGCGGAGGACCAUCACCAGCUCCAGCUGCUCCUCCAUUUUCUCCUGCCACGGAGCACUGUUCCACUCCCACCUCUCCUCGGACACGUCUCGCUUCUCUCUCUGCCGCAUGUACGGCUCCCGCCGCACAGUGGCUUUGUGGCGGAGCCACAGCAGCAACUUAACCGACCACUGCUGCAUGGAUGAGCAGUGCUGCAGGUCCGAUUCCAGCCAGCUGGCACUCAGUGACAGUCCACCUACUUACCGGGACGCCCGCUUCUUCCCGGUUCUUAUUGUGCAUCCGUCCGAGAGCUGCAGCAAUGAGGAUGGAAGGGAGGGGCAGAGGUGCUGCACACGGAGAGACUCCUCCAGUUUGGAGACUGUUCUAUGAAGAUCAAAGAGGGUGAUUGAUAAGUCAAAGCUGAUUAGAGAUGAGGAAAAUUUCAUAUUAAAACGUAACGGGCACUCAAAGGUCAAAUACCUUCACCAAGACACCAAGAUGGU